Tremella mesenterica DSM 1558 is the source of this 2179-nucleotide messenger RNA. RefSeq lists its product as uncharacterized. Gene Ontology annotation, cellular component: mitochondrial inner membrane. The record is from RefSeq and is a predicted model, not a curated record. Lineage: Eukaryota; Fungi; Basidiomycota; Tremellomycetes; Tremellales; Tremellaceae. The transcript has 9 exons. Gene Ontology annotation, biological process: intracellular iron ion homeostasis; transmembrane transport. The annotation marks the transcript as partial. Gene Ontology annotation, molecular function: ABC-type transporter activity; ATP hydrolysis activity; ATP binding.
AGAGACUGUACUCGAAAUGAGUUCCAUGGUCAUAGCUUCUGGAUCUCUUUCCGUCGUUGGGAUGUCUCGACGGGCAGUAUCGACCAUAUUCACUCGACUUCCUCUCGCUCACUCUCGAUGUCUCUCGAGUGUACCCAUACGAUCCCCGAUCUUGACCCCAGGCUCACCCUCUAGCUUAUGUCCAGUAUCGACUUGCUUGAAGUCACGUCUCUCUCGUACCAUCCCGCAACCGCAGUCACCUCUAUAUCACCUACGAAACCUCUCCACCUCUACUCCUAGACAUGCACCCCCUCCAUCUUCAACUAGCACACCGACAAGUACCCAGUCCCCACCUCCUUCUACAGACCCCACCCCUCCCGUCGCUAUCAGUCCGGAGAAACCUCCCGGUCCCAUUAAGGAGCCGGCAGAAAAGGAUACAGAUUGGCGUAUCAUGGUAAAGCUCGCUGGCAACAUCUGGCCUCGUGGAGAUACCGGCGUCAAAGUUCGAGUGAUCGGAGCGUUGGUUUUGUUGGUAGCUGGGAAACUGUUGAAUGUGCAAGUUCCGUUCUUCUUCAAGGAUAUCGUGGACGCUCUCAAUGUGCCCAUUACCUCAUCUAGCACGGUGUGGAUCCUUGCUGGGGCGAGUAUCGCGGGGUACGGCGCCGCUAGGAUCCUAGCAACAUUAUUUGGUGAAUUAAGAAACGCAGUUUUCGCCAGCGUAUCCCAAGCUGCCAUCCGUAAAGUCGCUAGGGAGACAUUUGAACAUCUUCUCAACAUGGAUAUGAGGUUUCAUCUUGAAAGACAAACCGGUGGAUUGACACGUGCCAUUGAUAGAGGUACCAAGGGAAUCUCUUUCGUCCUCUCCUCAAUGGUAUUCCAUAUAAUACCUACUGCAUUGGAGAUUACAAUGGUUUGCGGGAUUCUUUCUUGGAAGUUCGGUUGGGACUUUGCUGCAGUGACUGCUAUCACUAUGGGGUUGUAUACUUGGUUCACCUUCCGGACGACUGCUUGGCGGACCAAAUUUCGGAAAGAGGCCAAUAACGCGGACAAUAAAGGGGCUUCGGUGGCUGUCGAUUCGUUGAUCAAUUACGAAGCUGUCAAGACCUUCAACAACGAAAAGUAUGAAGUGGCUCAAUACGAUGCCACUUUGAAAACCUACGAAAAAGCGUCCAUCAAAAUCGCCACUUCACUCGCUGUCCUCAACUCUGGUCAAAAUUUUAUAUUCUCCUCUGCGCUGACCAUGAUGAUGCUACUCGCUGCGCAAGGGGUGGUGAAUGGAACAAUGACAGUUGGAGAUCUGGUCAUGGUCAACCAACUUGUAUUCCAACUUGCUCGCCCUUUGAAUUUCCUUGGGACUGUAUAUCGAGAACUCCGACAAAGUUUGGUAGACAUGGAAGUCAUGUUCAAUUUAUCAUCUCUGGAUUCGAAUAUAAAAGACCGACCAGGAGCCAAACCUCUCAUUCUCAAAGGUGGUGAAAUCCAAUUCGAAAACGUUUCUUUCGGUUACCAUCCUUCCCGUCCUAUCUUACAAAACCUAUCCAUGCGUAUACCCGCCGGACGUAAAGUAGCCAUCGUAGGUCCUUCCGGUUGUGGUAAAUCAACAGUUUUCCGACUAUUAUUCCGUUUCUACGAUUCAUCUUCCGGUCGAAUACUCAUAGAUGGUCAAGAUAUAAAAGACGUUCAACUUUCAAGUUUACGAAGUAAAAUCGGUAUCGUCCCACAAGAUACACCAUUGUUUCAUGCGGAUAUCAUGCAUAAUGUCCGAUAUGGGAAUUUAGAAGCUACAGAUGAAGAAGUUGUUGAAGCUGCCAAAAAGGCUCAAGUGGAUGAUACGAUACAACGACUUCCGGAGAAAUACAGCACUAAAGUUGGAGAAAGAGGUUUGAUGAUUUCCGGAGGGGAAAAACAGAGAUUAGCAGUUGCUAGGGUUUUGUUAAAAGAUCCACCUAUCUUGUUUUUUGAUGAAGCUACAAGUGCUUUGGAUACUUAUACAGAGACGGAGUUGAUGAGGAAUAUCAAUAAUACGUUGGUGGAUGGGACAAAGACUAGUGUUUUCAUUGCUCAUAAACUACGAACCAUAUCCGACGCCGACCUAAUCAUAGUUCUCGCCGAUGGUCAAGUGGCAGAACAAGGGUCCCACGAAGAGCUCUUGGCCAAAGAUGGUGGAGUGUAUCAACGUCUUUGGAUUGCUCAAUUAUCA